Branchiostoma belcheri (Belcher's lancelet) is the source of this 1372-nucleotide messenger RNA. Its product is annotated as unconventional myosin-VIIa-like. The annotation marks the transcript as partial. The record is from RefSeq and is a predicted model, not a curated record. Gene Ontology annotation, biological process: vesicle transport along actin filament; actin filament organization. Gene Ontology annotation, molecular function: microfilament motor activity; ATP binding; actin filament binding. The transcript is spliced from 12 exons. Gene Ontology annotation, cellular component: myosin complex; vesicle; cytoplasm. Lineage: Eukaryota; Metazoa; Chordata; Leptocardii; Amphioxiformes; Branchiostomatidae.
UGAAACAAACAUCAAAAUCUCCGCCAUUUUCUUCUCUACGCGAUGCCGACGUCUGCGCAUGGCAGCCGCGCAACCCAAAUAAGGAAACUGUCGGAAAACGCAGGGGUAGCGAAGUAGUCUUCGGAAGGCUUCGGCGCCCAUGACGUCAUGGUGCUGCUCAUUAGCUAUGCCAACGUCAUGAUUCGGCCGAAAACCCCGCGAAAGGGUGAGUCCAACGUUGACAUCAAUCGGGGGCCGCGCGGGCAUGAAGACAAAGGGACGCAGCGGGACUCGGCGCGGCGGAACAAUGGCCACCGCGGGGUGUUAAUUGCGAGCCCAGUCCUUGUGUAUAAUGUCCUUGUACUGACAUGCUACAGGCAACCGCUGUCAACUGCUGACAUUGACAAUGAGAAUGUCACAUGUGGCCUAAACUGUGAUUGGUGCAUUUGAACCUGUGACGACCUUGAAAAUGGAGCCUGCCAGGUCAUCAGUAUGGUUCGAUGGUGGUGCAGGCUACCCACUGCCUGGAGAAGUUCUGGGUUUCCUUGGAGUAAAAUCUACCCAGCUGCAGAUCAGAAAUGUCUUGGAUGAACAGAUUUUCAUUGUGGAGACUGACAGCCCUUCUAUCCGCCCCAGGAACAGGGAUGAAGACGGCAUGGCAAACAUGAUAAACCUGAGGGUAUUACAUGAGGGCUCAGUCAUCCUUAACUUGAAGAGAAGAUUUGAAGAACAUCAGAUCUAUACUUACAUUGGCUCCAUCUUGGUGGCACUGAACCCCUACAAACCAUGUGACAUCUAUGGGGUUGAUGUAGUGAAGGAAUAUCAGAAAGCCAUGAUCGGUGACAACCUUCCCCCGCACUUGUUUGCAGUUGCCAACACUGCAUUUCUCAAGAUGGUCCGAACCAGCAAGAAUCAAACUGUGGUUAUAAGUGGUGUCAUCACAGGUGCAAAGACAACUGACUACCUGCUGGAGAAGUCCAGGAUAGUUAGUCAGGCUCCAUAUGAGAGGAACUACCACAUUUUCUAUGAGAUGCUGGCUGGUAUGACAGAAGCAGACAAGAACAAGUAUGGCCUCCAGCAGGCACAGUCUUACUACUAUCUCAACCAGGAAGCACAUGGAGAAAAGAUUUAUUCAUCCUACAGUGUGGAACAAGCUUUGGAAGCAAGGGAUGCCAUAGCAAAAUCGUUGUACCAGAGGCUGUUUGUGUGGCUGGUGGAGAGAGUCAACAGGACUGUGUACAGGCAGUCUGAGAGGAGAUGCAGGACCAUCGGCAUUCUGGACAUCUUUGGUUUUGAGGACUUUGAUGUCAACAGCUUUGAACAACUUUGUAUCAACUUUGCCAAUGAAAAACUUCACGACCACUUCAACAGACAUAUAUUCAAGUUAGAGCAG